CAUUUAUUAUAAAUACCCGAGAAUUUUGAUUCGAAUCAUUUAGUAUUCUCGACGAGUUCAUCGGAAUUGAACUUGGAUUCAACGAUUCUUAGCAAAGCCAGAGAGAGAUUAGUGUGCCUAAAUUAAUAAUUUUUUAUUUUAGUUUUUAUUGAUCGAACAUUUAAUUAAAAUAAAAAUGUCAAAAGAAAGUAAAACCAUCAUUAUUAUCAGUGCUCUAUUAGUUAUUCUUCAAAUGACGUCAUCAGCCAGCAUUGAUCAAGACCUAUCCCCAUCAUCAUCCCCAAACAGUGGACUUUUUGCUGCAGAUUUACUGAGAAUUGCAAAAUCUAAAACUUCUGAAAAUGUUAUAUUCUCUCCCAUAUCAAUUCAGACAGCAUUGGCAAUGACUUACAUGGGUGCUGCAGGUAAAACAGCUGAAGAACUCAAAAACGGUCUACGUUUGCCAUCGCUCGACAAAGACCAAGUUGGCCAAUAUUUUUCACAACUUUUGAAUAAAAAAUCGGGUGAAGCUGAUUUGAGUAUAGCCAAUAGAAUAUUUGUUGGCAGUGACUAUCCACUUAAGGCUGACUUCAAUAAAAUGACUGAAAACUAUUUCAAAUCUGGAGCAGAAGCACUAAAUUUUAAAGACUUACCUUCGGAAGCCAUACAAACCAUCAAUUCGUGGGUUGAAAAUAAAACCAACAACAAAAUCACCGAUUUAAUGAAACCUGGAUCUGUGGAUGCUGAUACGGUAGCUCUUAUUGUAAAUGCAAUUUAUUUCAAAGGAAAAUGGAAGAAUCCAUUUAGCAAGGAUGCCACAAGGAAACUUCCCUUUUGGAUCAAUAAAGACGAAUCAGUUGAGGUUGAUAUGAUGUAUGGUGGUGAUAAGCGAAUAAAGUAUGGUGAAUUUUCUGAAAUUAAUGCAACUGCCAUCGAAAUGGCAUACAAAAAUUCAGAUAUAUCUAUGAUGCUGAUCCUACCCAAUGAGAAGGACGGUUUAGCUGAUUUGGAGAAUAAAUUGAGUUCAAUGUCUGUCAUUGAUUUGUCUUCAAAAAUGGGUUCGAGAAAAGUUGAUAUAAUGUUACCAAAGUUCCAGAUCAACUUUUCAACACCAUUGUCAGAGACUUUAAAGGAGAUGGGAAUACAAUCAUUGUUCCAAAAAGCUGAUUUGCCAGGUAUGUUUGAGUCAGGUCCAGCUGUAAAAGUAUCUGAUGUUCAACAUAAAGCCUUUAUUGAUGUUAACGAAGCUGGAUCGGAAGCUGCUGCAGCAUCAUUUUUACAAAUAUCACUAAUGUCCCUUGAUUAUGACCAGAGGUUCUUCAAUGCUGAUCAUCCAUUUUUCUUUGCUAUUAAAGGUCCAAAUACUGUUUAUUUUGUUGGGCAUGUUGCCAAGCCUUAGUUGAAACAAAUAAAUUCAUAAUUCUUUUGA
This is a messenger RNA of Episyrphus balteatus (marmalade hoverfly), 1408 nucleotides long. RefSeq names its product serine protease inhibitor 42Dd-like. The coding region runs from base 176 to 1378 and encodes 400 amino acids. The record is from RefSeq and is a predicted model, not a curated record. NCBI's taxonomy places the organism in Eukaryota, Metazoa, Arthropoda, Insecta, Diptera, Syrphidae. The transcript is spliced from 4 exons. Gene Ontology annotation, molecular function: serine-type endopeptidase inhibitor activity.